Molecule: messenger RNA, 1092 nt
Organism: Colletotrichum godetiae
Lineage: Eukaryota; Fungi; Ascomycota; Sordariomycetes; Glomerellales; Glomerellaceae
Product: isopentenyl-diphosphate delta-isomerase
Exons: 3
Coding region: 93-866 (257 amino acids)
Biological process (GO): isopentenyl diphosphate biosynthetic process; isoprenoid biosynthetic process
Cellular component (GO): cytoplasm
Molecular function (GO): isopentenyl-diphosphate delta-isomerase activity
Source: RefSeq, a predicted model, not a curated record
AGUUUCGAAAUUGGGAAACUGACGCAACACGCGACACACAGAAAGGAACACACGCACCAGACUUUCACAAAGCCACGAGCACAGAAAGCACCAUGUCUACUACCACGACGACCACGACGACGGCCAACGAGGCCAUUACGGCCGAGUCGAUCCUGCGCCUCUUCCCCGACAUCGACACCAGCACCGAGGCCCUCUCCGGCCAUGAUGCCGAGCAGAUUCGGCUCAUGGACGAGGUGUGCAUUGUGCUAGAUGAGAAUGACAAGCCUAUUGGCAAUGCUAGCAAGAAGGCCUGCCACCUCAUGACCAACAUCGACAAGGGCCUUCUCCACCGCGCCUUCUCCGUCUUCCUCUUCGACCCGGAAACCAACCGCCUGCUCCUCCAGCAGCGCGCCACGGAGAAGAUUACGUUCCCCGACAUGUGGACCAACACGUGCUGCUCCCACCCGCUGGGCAUCCCCGGCGAGACGGGCGCGAACCUCGAGGAUUCUGUCGCGGGCGUCAAGCGCGCUGCGCAGAGGAAGCUGGAGCACGAGCUGGGCAUCGACCCGAAGCAGGUGCCCUUUGACGACUUUCACUUUCUGACGAGGAUUCAUUACAAGGCGCCUAGCGAUGGCAAGUGGGGAGAACACGAGAUCGACUAUAUCCUCUUCAUCAAGGCCAAGGUCGACCUGAAGCCCAACGAGAACGAGGUCCAGGCGACGCAGUACGUCAGCGCCGACGAGCUCAAGAAGCUGUUUGAGGACCCCCAGCUCAAGUUCACCCCCUGGUUCAAGCUCAUUUGCAACUCGAUGCUGUUCCAGUGGUGGGAGAGCCUCGACUCUGGGUUGGAGAAGUACACCAACGAGCAGGAGAUUCGUCGUAUGUGAGACGAGCCGCUUGGAGUCUUUCUUGGAGACAGUGCCAUGGGUCUGGGUGGCGGUAGGGGAGCGGUAAGCCACAAGGUGUCGGUCGUGCGUGAGCAUUAGACGUGGAGUUUGUUAUUUCCAGUUUUCUGUUGUGCAUGUGGUGGCAAACAAAAGAGACACUGUUGAAGUGCUCCCCCUUUUUUUCUAUUUCUGAAAUUUCCAUAAUCCUAGAUAUCCCCCUUUUUUG